Messenger RNA from Callorhinchus milii (elephant shark), 624 nucleotides. RefSeq names its product granulocyte colony-stimulating factor-like. Lineage: Eukaryota; Metazoa; Chordata; Chondrichthyes; Chimaeriformes; Callorhinchidae. Bases 1 to 624 code for a protein of 207 amino acids. Gene Ontology annotation, biological process: immune response. The record is from RefSeq and is a predicted model, not a curated record. Gene Ontology annotation, molecular function: cytokine activity. The transcript has 5 exons. Gene Ontology annotation, cellular component: extracellular region.
AUGAACUCUCUGAUUGCUCUGUGUCUUUGGACUCUCUUGGCUGCCACGAUUGGAAGUCUUUCAUCUAUUCCCCUUCUGCCGGAGAAUUCCGGAGACCCAGUCCCAGAGAUAUUCCGCAAAGGACUGAAGAACAACUUGGGUAUCGUGUCAAAAAUCCAGGAAAUUGUCCGUGAGCUAGAAGAAGCACAUAUAUUGGCCCCUCCUCGCCUGAACGUCAAUAAGCUGGGUUACCAAAGCGAGUUCCUGUCCAUCCGUCCAGGUCAGACACGGACGUGUCUCAUGUCAGAGUUCCAGUUGGAAAUGUGCCUCAAUGACAUCCUCUCCGGGCUCCAGCAAUACGACAGCCUCCUGAGAUCCCCGGUGAUAGUGAAACACCUCGGAAACCAUCUGCAGCGACUGGAGGAGCUGCACUUGGACAUUACUAACUUAAGAACGAAUCUUCAGGAACUGAUGAAAUUUUCCUACACUAUCGAAGCUCCUUACGGAUCGGAGCAGUCUGGUUACACAUUGCCCAGCUAUCAGGGGCAUUUCCAGGAACGAGUCAGUGUUUACUUUGUGCUGAAACACCUGCAAGAGUUCUCAAAUCGCAUUUUCUGGUCUUUGCGUUACAUCAGUGAGAAGUAA